Fraxinus pennsylvanica is the source of this 600-nucleotide messenger RNA. NCBI's taxonomy places the organism in Eukaryota, Viridiplantae, Streptophyta, Magnoliopsida, Lamiales, Oleaceae. The record is from the annotation of a GenBank genome assembly.
AUGCUUGUUUUGAGCCGGCCGACUCCGAAGCCCAUUUCGAUUCCUGUGAAGCAAUCGAUCGAGCAGCAAGAAAACAAGGAAAAAGGUGCUGUUGUUUUUUCUGUGACGCCACCGGAUCAAUCAAGGUCGGAUCUUGAACCGGAUUUAAUAUCGCUUCGUCCACAGGGACGAACUGGGUCAGCUCCGGCGAUUUCUUCGUCUCCUUUGCCGUCUCCGGUGUCUCCGUUGAUUUCUCCGGUGAAGACUAACCGUUUCGUGCCGCCGCACCUUAGGCCGGGUUUUGUGGGCAAGCAGGAGAAGCCUGGGCCGGAAGUUGUGAAGGGUGGACAAACUGGAGGUUCUAAGGGUAGACAGGAUUUUGGCGGACAUCGUCCUUCUCCGGUUCAGGAUCCGGGGCACUACGGAUCAUCUGCUAACCGUUUCGGGGAAGACGGGAGGCCGAAAUCUGGAGGCCCGGUUCAAGUGGGAACCGGCCCAGUUCCAGUGGAUGAUGCAUUUCACUCAGCCAAGCUCCUUGUGGCAGAUGCUGAAAAAGAAUUCUUGAGCAGUUUGAUUCUCACCAUGAACAGCCAUUAUAGUCAGCGCUGGGGUUGUCGUUGA